Aspergillus versicolor CBS 583.65 is the source of this 2397-nucleotide messenger RNA. RefSeq lists its product as uncharacterized. NCBI's taxonomy places the organism in Eukaryota, Fungi, Ascomycota, Eurotiomycetes, Eurotiales, Aspergillaceae. Bases 1 to 2397 code for a protein of 798 amino acids. The transcript has 2 exons. Gene Ontology annotation, biological process: carbohydrate metabolic process. The record is from RefSeq and is a predicted model, not a curated record.
AUGGGCCGCCACUGGAGUCAAGACACCGACUGGAUCUGGUCUCCCAACUGGGACGAGAGAGACCACGUCGCGCGCUUCGUGCAAUUCCGAAAGACUUUCACGGUCAACAAGGUCCCAGAACAGUGCAUUGUCCAUGUAUCUGCAGACACGCGGUAUCGACUGUUCGUCAACGGGCGAAACGUUGCAUUCGGACCCGCCAAAAGCCAUCUUGGAGAGUGGAACUAUGAGACUGUGGAUGUUGCGCCGUUUCUUCUCACUGGCAGCAAUGUUGUCGCUGCGCGAGUGCUUCGCUACUCCCCAUUUUAUUCGGGCAAUAUGUCCAUGAUGAGAGGGAUUAUCCCGGGGUAUAUUCUUUACUGUUCGAACAUAGAUAUAUCGACUAGUUCAUCAUGGAAGUGCAAAGUCGACGACUCUGUAAAGAUUCUCUCGACCAAGGACUGGAAUCCGGCUCUUGGUCCGUCGUUUCUGUCUGUCAGCGAGGAUGUCGAUGGUACCAAAGAAGAUAGAGGCUGGCUGGGCAUCGAAUAUAACGAUUCAACCUGGGAUUCUGCGGUCAAUUCUACUAUGAAGGUCCCAAUGCUUCCAAUUCUGGAUCCAUGGAGACUUACAGAACGCUCAAUUCCCCAUUUUCCAGAAAUCGAGGCAAAGUUCUCGUCUGUUGCUAGGUGUGACGUAGAAUCCGACACUGUGCGCUGGCACCAUCUCGUGCAGAGCAACGAGGCAGUCGAGAUUCCACCAAACACUCAAAAAACUGUCGUGCUUGAUGCAUCAACUCUGACAACCGCAUUUCUCCAAUUUAGGCUCCAGGGAGGUGCGGCGUCGAGGAUUCGCAUUCGCACCGCCGAGUGCUUCGAAAGGCCGUCUGAAUCGCCCAUGCCGAACCCAUUUGCCCGGAACAAGGGUGACCGCGCUGAUGCAUCUGGCAUCUUAGUCGGACAGGACGAUUUCUAUACUAUUGACAGGAACAUGCCUGCUGACUUUAAAGUCUCCUAUGAGCCCUUCUGGUUCCGUACCUUCCGAUAUGUCGAGCUGUAUAUCGAAACGUCGUCCACAGCCCUGCGAAUCCUACAACUAGGCUACAGAACUAUACACUACCCACUCGACAUCAAGACUCAACUAUCCCACUUCCCCUCUCCAGACACCGCAAAAACAUGGGAAAUCAGCCUCAACACCCUCCGCAACUGCAUGCAUGAAACAUACGAAGACUGCCCCUUCUACGAACAGAACCAAUUCGCCAUGGACGCCCGUCUGCAAAUCCUCUUCACCUACCAGCUCUCCCACGACGACCGUCUCGCCCGGAAAUGCAUGCAAGAAUUCUACGCCAGCCGCCGCUCAGACGGGCUAAUCGAGACACACUUCCCCUCUCCAUUCCCGGGCGUGAACAUCCCAUGCUUCUCGCUGUACUGGAUCCUCAUGGUCCACGACCACAUGAUGUACUUCGGCGACGCAAAUCUCGUCCGUCGAUACCUCGGCGCUAUAGACGAUAUUCUCAACCACUUCGACCAGCGCCUAAACGAGAACGGCUUAGUCGGCCGCUUCGCAUGGGACGUAUGGCCGUUCGUCGACUGGACGCGAGAAUGGUCAGACCCUGCAUCUGCAAAGGGCGAUUUCCGGAACUUGGCAGUACCGCCUGCGUAUCACCGCACUGGCGUAGCCACAUACAACAGUCUGAUCUACGCCUACGCGCUGCAGAAAGCUGCCGAGCUCUGUGCCUUUAUUGGGCGGCACGACACGGGUGUCGAGUACCGCCAGCGGGCGAUGAAUCUCAACAAUGCAGUCGUGAAGAACUGCCUGCGUGGCAACUUCCUCGUCGAUGGGCCCGACAGUCCAGACGAAGAGCGGAGUCAGCAUUGUCAGGUUUUUGCGGUUCUCUCUGGCGCUAUUUACGGUGAUGAGGCGCGCAAUAUCCUUCUCCGUGCUCUUACGGAACAGAGUGGGUACGCGCGCUGCUCUUACGCAAUGGGGUUCUAUGUCUUCGAGGCAGCGCAUAGAACAGGUCUCUAUGACCAGCUGCGGCCAAUGUUACUAGAGCCGUGGUCUGCAAUGAUAAGCCAGAAUCUCACCACGUGGGCUGAGUCGGCUGCGAUGCCGCGGAGUGAUUGUCAUGGAUGGAGCGCGGUGCCUAUCCACGAUGUUGUUGCAAAUGUGGCCGGGCUGAGUCCUGGGAGUCCUGGGUUUAAGACUAUCCGGUUUGAGCCGCGAAGGAAGCAUUGGGAGAUCAUGGAUGGGACGUUUGCUAUCGCGGGCUCUGGGGUGGUGAGGAUUUCUUGGGCUCCUGGGAGACCGAUUGAGUUUACACCGGAUUUUGAUGCGCGGGUUGAAGUACUGGGUGUGAAUGGUUCUGGUGCAGUGUAUCAGAUUGCGAGUGGCGAGACUUUGGCGAUUCGUCAUGAAUAA